Molecule: messenger RNA, 264 nt
Organism: Ilex paraguariensis (yerba mate)
Lineage: Eukaryota; Viridiplantae; Streptophyta; Magnoliopsida; Aquifoliales; Aquifoliaceae
Source: the annotation of a GenBank genome assembly
AACAUAAGGCACCACACCACCAACACCGGGCUCCAACAACAUCAUGGCAUCAACCUCAAGCGAUUUCAACUCCGAUCAGCGGCAUCAACCACUGCGAUUAGCGACCAGGGAGCAGGGAGGGAUCUUCGAACCCAGCGAUCAGCAACCAGGGUCCAGCCAGGGAUCUUUGAACCCAACGAUCAGGGUCCAGCGAUUAGCGACCAAAGUCCAGGGAAGUGCGAACCCAGGGAAGUGCGCACCAGCAAACUCAUCUCCUCCCUUUAA